AUGCAUCCACGGCAGACACAACAAGAACAGCAAUCACCGCAUCAAUCUCAAGAUUUGUUGUCUCUACCUCCUCCUUCGUCACAAGCUUGUAUGCAAUCGCCCUUGCAUCAAAUCCCCCAAUCGUACACAAUCGGUAAUGGUGGGAAUCUCAGGCAUGGUUUUGGCGACGGCAAGAAGCUACCGCGAAUCCAAGUCCCCGAGUAUAGCAUGUUGUCGACCCCCAUAUCCACGCCUAAUCCGGACCAAUUUGGGUAUGGCCGUAAUGGUAAUAGCCCUCCACCAUUAAUUGGCAAUCCGGAGGAAUCGGGUGGUCUCCCAAACAUGCAAAGUGCUGGCACAGGCAAGUAUAUAAAUGGGGGGUCUUCAGGAUUAUUUUCCUCUGAAGGAAAUAAUAAUAAUAACAACAAUAACGGGCUGUCACAAUCUACAAAGCUUAACAAUAGUAAUAUGACACUUCCAGCAACACCUUUACAAACUCCUCAAACAUCAACGUCGUCUUCUUGGGCAAACAUUGAACAACAGAGACGGCCAGCAUCUGGUGGCCAGUCAGGCUCUGGAGAAUUACAACAGCAACAACAUACAGCGCAUUCUGCAGAAAGUACUCCGGUGAAUGGUGGUAAUGGUAGUAGUAUACGGACUAGUGAGACUGGCCGUGUACGACUUCCAUCGCUUAAAAGUUUGGGCGAUGGGUUAUUAAGGCCGUCUUCUGCUUCCAAUACAAGUUUACCGCCGCUGGUAUUACCUGGUCGGGCAGGUUCUGCUAGUAACGAGCACAGAAGUAAUGGUAACAUUAGUGACAUGCCACUACCACUGCGUAGUCAUUCGUUUUCUGGACGCAGUGGAGGAGGACCUGUAUCUCCUGGAGGGCCUCGCCAGGUAACACUGCCACCUUUGGGAGCGGUGUCUGAGAGUCCGGAACAACUUCAGUCACCGUUUCAAAGUCAUAAUAAUAGUCCUUCGAGAUUACCUCCUCCUCCACCACACCACCACCACCACCACCACCAUCGUGGGUCUAUCAGCGGUAGUGGUAGCAGUGACGGUCCAGGAGGUAAUAAUUACACACACCUUCCACCUCAGCGUCCUGUGUCGCCAAUGAGUGGAUCUGUAGGGUCAGCUUACGGGAUGGUGACUCCACACACUCCGUCAACAGGCUCUUUUUCAGGGCAAGGGUACGGGUACCGUUCGAGACAUUAUUCGUACAGUGGUGCUCGUGAAGACGGAGGGUACUUUAGUGGUGCCAGUAACAAUAGCAGCAGUAGCAGUUUGGUUUCUCCAAUUGCAGGACAUGCUCCGACUGGACCUCCUCCUCCUCCUCCUCCUCCUCCACCACACUUUGCUCAACCUUCGCCGUCAAGGUAUGGGCCACCACCACCACCACCGCAAGGGUCUCAGCAGCAGCAGCAGCAGCAGCAGCAUCAGCAACAGGGGUACUCGCCAAACGGGCCGGUACCUCCUCGUACACCAAAGCUUGGCCAAUAUAAUGGGCCUUUUUAUGGGCCGUCAACACCUCCACCUCUACCACCAUCUCAAUCGUUGCACUCGCCACACACUCAGCGCUCUUUUGGAGGUGGGUUUGCGCCGCACGCGCCACACACGCCGCAGCACCAGAUUAUUGGCGGACCACCACCACCACCACCUCCUCAAGGUCCAUCAUCAUAUGAAGCAACACCAAGAGGUCUUGGAUUGGGAAUUUUUGCACCUGUUGGAGGAAUUCCAGGAGCUCCUAUACAGGCGUAUCCUCCUCCUCAUCCUUCUCAUCCUCCUCAUCCUCCUCCUCAUCCUCAUUCUCAUUCUCAUUCUCAUUCUCAUCCCCAUGGAAUGUUAUCUGGGGGGCCACCACCUCCACCACCUGGAGAGGUUUGUGGUAGCCAUCAGCUGGUGGGUGGAGCACCACCCGUGUAUCAUCACCACCAGCAACAGGCACAUCCCCACCAACACCAUCACGCGGCGCACGGCGCACACGUGGGAGCUCAGUUUAAGACGACGCCCAUGUUGGAGCUGACAGCUUCACGGGAAAUUAAAAGGCGAACAAAGACUGGGUGCUUGACGUGCCGCAAACGUCGAAUCAAGUGUGAUGAACGGUUCCCCACAUGCUUCAAUUGCGACAAGUCCAAGCGGGUUUGCUUGUCGUAUGAUCCGAUUUUUAAGCUCAAUCAGGACCGUCGACGUCGCCGAAGUUCAGGAUGGAUGAAACAACAACAACAACAAAGAUCUAGGAGUGAAGAUGAAACAGAUAUUAAUGAAGAAGAACUAGAUCAGGACACUGAAGAAGAAGAAGAAACCACUACGCCGAUACCUGUGAGCCCCCCAAGACGGAUCAACAAGAUGGACAUUAGCAGUUUACUGGAUGCUGCUGCAGUACUGGAGACUGGAGGAUCACCUAUGAGUCGAGGAUCUAGUACUUGCAGUAGCAACAAUGGGUCAGGGUCUGAGCGCAAGCGCAGUCUAAGUAAUCCCGAUGGUAAUGCGUCGUUGAACAUGUUGGCGACGAAUGCGAGUUCCAAACGUCAGAAGCGAGGAGAAGAAGAUGGUGGUAUUAUUGUUGAACGACGUCAGAUGCGGUCUCAGAAACGAUGGUUUGAAACUCGGCAGUGUCGGACCUGGGAAGGUGUUGAACGGUUAUUUGCACAUCAUUUGGCAAGCCACUUGGAUGCUGUAUUUAAUUUGGGGAAUGCUCGAUUUGCAGGAAUUAAGGUGUUGAAUCUUGCACGAAGUGCUGGGUUACCUCUGGAUGGAUCUGGGACUAUGACAAUUCCUGGCAGUAACUCUUCAUCACGAGGGAAUGCAGCAUAUUGUGCUGGAGCUGGAGCUGGUCUAUCGUUUAGUGCAAAUGGAGGUGGUGGUGUUGGUUGUGUUGGUGGUAACGGUAAUGGGAUGCCAUUGGAUGCUGAAUCUGCGGCUGCAAUGGCUGCUGCUGUGGCUGCGGCAACUGCCAGUUCGAAUUGUACUGUGAGAAUUGGUCAAGCACUUGCAAUUCUUGAAGCAGUGCGACAGUUGGUGGGAGCAACUUGUCCUAGUGUUGAUGUUGAUGGUCUUGGGAUUGACGAGGGGACUGUUGGCAAGCUUGAAGAGUUGCGGAUAUCUGGUGAUUAUAAGGCAGUACGAGCUGUGUGUCAGUUAUUGUUUAGUUGGAGUAAUGGUGUUGGUAGUGUUGGUAGUAUUGGAUCUCUGGGUCGACAUGGUCAUCAUGGUCAUCAUGGUCAUCAUGGUCAUCAUAAUCAUCAUAAUCAUCAUUAUAAGCAAGAUGGAGCUAGAAGACAAGGUCCAGGAGAGUUUUUGGCAGUUGGUGAAGGAGAUGAGAAGUUACUUGCCAAGAUUCGAGUUCUUGAUAGGGCUUCAAGGUUAGCUUUUGGAGAGGAAGUUGGAAAUCAGGAAUGCGGAGAAGAAGAAGAAAAUGAUGAUGAUGAUGAUGAUGAUGAUGGGAAUGGUAUGGUUGAUGUUUGUGUGAAUGGAGUAAAUGGAGUAAAUGGAGUGAAUGUUUUAGGGAAUGAUUGUGAUCUUGAAGAAGAGGUUGUUUGUCUUUUGAGAGCAUUGAAGCAAGGUCGUGCUGUUGAUGUUGAUUCAGCAUGGAUAUUUUUACGUUAUGUGACUAGUUGUGUUUCCCGUGGUCGAACUGAUAUUGUUGGUAGAUGUGAGCUUGGUGCAGUUGCUGGGUUUGCAUCUGCUGGUGAGGCCAGUUUGGAGACUGGAUCUGGGGUUGCUGAGAUGUUGUUAUUAUUUGGUGCAUAUUACUUUGUGAUGAGAGAGGAGCAAUUUUGUGGUAGUGUUGGUGGUAGUGAUGGCAAUAGCAAUGGCAAUGGAAUUGUUGGUAUGAGUUCCGAAUUGAAAGAACUUUUAGGGUCUGGAUGUAUCCGAUGGCCUGGCAAUGUUUUACUUGUUCGGUUGGGGAGUCGGAUUAUUUAA
This is a messenger RNA of Magnusiomyces paraingens, 3903 nucleotides long. RefSeq lists its product as uncharacterized. Gene Ontology annotation, molecular function: zinc ion binding; DNA-binding transcription factor activity, RNA polymerase II-specific. The coding region runs from base 1 to 3903 and encodes 1300 amino acids. The record is from RefSeq and is a predicted model, not a curated record. The transcript is spliced from 2 exons. NCBI's taxonomy places the organism in Eukaryota, Fungi, Ascomycota, Dipodascomycetes, Dipodascales, Dipodascaceae. Gene Ontology annotation, biological process: regulation of DNA-templated transcription.